AUGGAACAGGCGUUUCUGGAAGACGAGAGGUACGACGUUAGCUCUGUGGUAUUGAAGUGGCGGGUGAUGUGGUGCGGUGGCUAUGCCUGUACUGCGCAACCAGAGCGACCGGACUCAGGUAUGACGGAGAUUGGCGUAGAUUUUGUGCAGUUCCCUACUACCAACGCGUGUGGCAUGGAGCAUGCGUUGUUGGUGGUAGAUACGCUUGCACGUAUGGUAUUUGUAUGGGUGUUUCCACCUAGUGUUGAUGCUGGAGAUGCUGUUCGGUUUUUGGAGGAGCAGCAGAUUCUGGCAUUGGCAGUCCCGCACCGGAAUACUAUGGAUGUAGAUUCGGUAUUCAGCACGAAUGCUAUGGCUAACCUUUGUGAGGCGCGGCAGAUUGAGCCGCAUUAUGUGUCAAUCGAUCGUCAUCAGGGCAAUGGGAGCGCAGAGGUCCUUAUUUGGAUCAUGAAGGAUUGGCUCAAGCGAGAAGUUGCGGCUGCCAAUGUAGAUGUAGGGUAA
Messenger RNA from Sphaeroforma arctica JP610, 501 nucleotides. RefSeq lists its product as hypothetical. Gene Ontology annotation, biological process: DNA integration. The transcript has 2 exons. NCBI's taxonomy places the organism in Eukaryota, Ichthyosporea, Ichthyophonida. Bases 1 to 501 code for a protein of 166 amino acids. Gene Ontology annotation, molecular function: nucleic acid binding. The record is from RefSeq and is a predicted model, not a curated record.